Messenger RNA from Cantharellus anzutake, 321 nucleotides. RefSeq lists its product as uncharacterized. The annotation marks the transcript as partial. The transcript is spliced from 2 exons. The record is from RefSeq and is a predicted model, not a curated record. NCBI's taxonomy places the organism in Eukaryota, Fungi, Basidiomycota, Agaricomycetes, Cantharellales, Hydnaceae.
UGGUCUCUUGAGAGGUGUCGUUGGUGGGGAGGCUGGGCUGCUGGUGAAGAUUCAAAUACCCUCAUCAAAUAUGCCAUUGAUGCUCUUCAAGAUAAUGAAGUUGAUUACAGCGAUGCAUUGGCCCCAGUCAAGACUGAUUAUCGAGGAUCUCUUGGUGGUGCUGCUUCUGACUCCCAGGCAAUGACUGUGGGUGAAGGUGAUGCUCAGUUCCAAUGGGUCAAUCAACAGAUAUCGACCCUCAUUUCGGACUUGAGGACAAGCAAUCAGUCUUUGAUGGAGCAGCUUGGUCAGGUUGUGGCAGCUGGAGCACAUUGUGAGUGA